Messenger RNA from Closterium sp. NIES-65, 1098 nucleotides. The record is from the annotation of a GenBank genome assembly. Lineage: Eukaryota; Viridiplantae; Streptophyta; Zygnematophyceae; Desmidiales; Closteriaceae.
AUGGCCAAGUUUACACCAGACGAGGUGGCAGCGCUGCAGCAGGGAGCCAACCAGGUGAGAGCUGGUAACCUGGUGACCAGUCGAGGGAAGCUGCAAAGCAUUGCAGUGUACUCUCUCCUGUGCUUCUUCCAUCUUUGCACCCGCGCGUCCUCUUACUCCCUCCCCUUCUCCCCCUUCUUCUUCUCCCCCCCUUUUCCUUUCUUGCAGCGGGCACGAGAGUACUUUCUCCCAGGGGGCGGCCGAGCCCCUCCCAACAGCAACGAUCCCCAGUCUGUGAGGGAGUUCAUUCGAGCUGUCUUCUUGGAGAGGCUAUAUGUCGGGCGGAACUCACGAGAGGUAUGUGGUGAUGAUACUGGCAAUGGUGAACAUGACCCACGACGAGAGGUAUGUGAUGUGGUGAUGUUGCUCGUGGUGAUGGUGAUGGGUAUAGUGGUGAUGGUGAUGUUGCUCGUGGUGAUGGUGAUGGGUAUAGUGGUGAUGGUGAUGGGUAUAGUGGUGAUGGUGAUGGGUAUAGUGGUGAUGGUGAUGGGUAUAGUGGUGAUGGUGAUGGGUAUAGUGGUGAUGGUGAUGGGUAUUGGUGAUGGUGAUGGUGAUGGGUAUAGUGGUGAUGGUGAUGGGUAUAGUGAGCUCUCCCUCGGGUCGAACUCAUUCUAUGGAUGGCUCUCCCUCCGCCUGCUUCCCCCAGCCCUCCGACCUCCAACGCAGCAGCAGCGCCCGCACCUCUCUCUCCCUUUGCCUGCACAUCUUGUCUUCUCCCUUCUCUCACCCUCACCGUUUUACACCCCUCCCUCCCCCAUUUGUUUCCUUUCAGAGCUCUCCCUCGGGUCGAACCCACUCCAUGGACGGCUCUCCCUCUGCCUCCUUCCCCCAGCCCUCCGACCUCCAACGCAGCAGCAGCGCCCGGGCCUCUCUCUCCUUCUCCCCCACUCUCCCUCCUUCCCACAACCACAAGCAGCCGCAGCAGCAGCCACAGCAGCAGCAGCAGCAGCAGCAGAAGGCUCUACCACCACGCAAAUCCCCUUCUCUUUCUGCCAACAGCAACACCAGCGCCAGCACCAGCACUGGUGCGAGAUUCCCUGGCAGCAGCAGCACGAGUAG